AUGUUUCGCCUAUCAAGAUCUCGGAAAGAUAAGGAGGAGAGGCAUCCAACCGAUGUAUCCGAGCCGUCUCGACCAAGAUCCAUCAAUGAAUCCACCAAUCGGACCUCUACAUCAUCCAAAUCAGUGCCAGUUCCAAGGGCGGUUACACGACCAGCGGGUCCUUCAUUCCAUACUGAAAGUUCAAUUCUGCGCACAUAUCAAACCGUAGCAUAUGAUGCUUGGGAUGUGCCACGCCUGACUAAAACCCCAUGGGAACUCGAACGAGCCAAGUGGAACUCAACACAACGACGCUCAAGACCCCAAUAUCGAUUUCCUGCGCAAGUCUUCAAGAACCUCCCUAAAGAGGUAUACAACUGCAUAGUUGCGCAACUUGAAAAUAUCUAUCAAGACCGCGACCAAGCUUGUUCAUCAUGCUAUUUACGAGACCUUCACAGCCUUUCCUUGACGAGUCGUGCAUGGGAAAAGGCUGCAAGUACAACCAUGUACUACAGAGCCCUAGUACUUGCUAAUGAAGAACACACUGGGCUCCCGAAGCUCAGGAUCAAAGGCACAAGUAGACUUAAACUACUACGGAGGACGCUUCGCGCCAACUCAGGAUUAGCUCGACGUGUACGAGAACUACACAUGCUUGACUUCCAGUCGCUCUAUCAAAAUGCAACCAUCGAGCGAGAAGAGAUUGCGAACCUGGUAGCUUCUUUGGUUUUGGCCUGUCCACGCUUAGAACGCCUGGUAGGGUUUCACGUCCACUCCUCGCAGGCAUUUGAUCGGUUGUCACAUGCGCUGUCAACAAGACCAAAUCUCAAGGAGCGGGUGUUGAUAUUGGCCGAUACAGAUAUGGAGACGGGAGUAGACGAUGAUGAAGAGAGGCUAGGAGGCAUAUAUGUUGCCGAAUGCGACCCAACCGAACGCUUCCUUGAACUCAGCUCUAUCCAUUCCGCGCUAUCUACUUUGGUAUUGCAUCAAGAGCAGGGCCGGUCUUUGAUAAGCCUAAAUUUCCGAGCUAUUGUUGGGACUUUUCGAAACUCUCCCUACAUGCGUCAUCUUGUGGUAUCUGGACUGGCGGCGAAUUCGUUCGCCAGCAUGGCCCUGAACGCUAUACCGUCUAAUCUAGAGUCUCUGCGCCUUGAGAAUCUCCCCGGCAUAACGGAAAAGAGCAUACAACGCUUCGCUAUCUCUCAGCAGGCAAUGUCCAUCCAGAAGCUGGCACUCAUAGACUUGGACAUUGAAAGUGUUCUCACCAUAGCAGACAUACUGUCUCCACACCUUGCAAGUCUAACAGAAUUCUCACUUGUUCAAACAAGCGCCCCCACCUUACUGUGUCGAAGCUCGGAGCCUAGUUUUCGAUCGCCGUCGCUUCGGUUUAUCCACUGGGAGUUAUGCUCUGAGGCUUCUUCUCUGCCUUCGUUCAUUUCGCCUUCGUCCAUUGAACUGCCAGAAUCGCGACCAUUCCCUUUCACGAAUCUCGAACCAAUCGCUUGCCUCGCGACGUCUCUGCUUGCGGCAGGUAUCCAGGCACACGCCUUCCCAUCGCUCCGUCGCAUUCGCAUACCUCACGAUCCCCAAGGCGUCAUCCAAUCGCUCUGUAAGCCUCUCGCAACAGCACUUCUUCCAUCCGAUACGUCCAAAUUUGCGACUGCGUCACGUAUCUCCACUUCAGACGGAUUUUCCAUUAUGCUAGAAGAGCCUGCUACAUUAUCACCCAAAAUGCAUGGAUCCUUUACCUACAGGGCGACGUCGGCAUCACGUGUAGAUUCUGUAGUCGGCUCUACGAUGUUCGAUCCAAGUCCUACAGAAGUCGUCCUUACGCCGAUGCGAUCGCGUCUCGUAGCACAGUCGCGUAUCCUUGCUGCUAGGAAGAAUGCGACCAUGGUCAUUCGCGUCUUUGACCCCGAGGGCGAAGUGAGAGUGAACAAGAUUAUCGGAGGCCAUAUCGGCCAUAUAGACAGUAAGAUUACUUACGACAUUAAGACGGCUGGACGGAGUGGAUGGAUCACGGGGAUAGCUGACUUGGUCGGCGACAAGGGCACAGAGCUACUUCGGUGUAAUCGAGCAAGUUGUGGACAUUUUGUUAGUGGAGGAACUGGACACAGCGUCUUGAUGGCUGAAGAUCUCUUCUGAGGUGAGAUGUUCUUUUGGCGGAUCCCGAGAUCAUCUUCCCUGCUCUCGACCAUUCACUGGUAUGCUGAAUGCUUCAACUUGUCAGCUUGCUUAUGCGACAUAACACGAUACCCAGUUUUUGUUUGACCCAGGCAUGAGUAAUGUCUAAUGCGGAACCAGUCCGCAUAUUUUGUAAUAUCAGAGCCGUUGCAAACGUAUCACUUACAGGAUUCAUAUUUAAUGAAGAGUGCAAGAGGCCAGGUAGCAACUUGAGCUAUAGGAUAAUUAAAUAGGAUGUUGAUGAUUCUUCGCUCACGCAUUCAGUA
This is a messenger RNA of Alternaria alternata, 2423 nucleotides long. RefSeq lists its product as hypothetical. Lineage: Eukaryota; Fungi; Ascomycota; Dothideomycetes; Pleosporales; Pleosporaceae. The record is from RefSeq and is a predicted model, not a curated record. Bases 1 to 2118 code for a protein of 705 amino acids. The transcript is spliced from 2 exons.